This is a messenger RNA of Silurus meridionalis, 1394 nucleotides long. RefSeq names its product linker for activation of T cells (gene lat). NCBI's taxonomy places the organism in Eukaryota, Metazoa, Chordata, Actinopteri, Siluriformes, Siluridae. The record is from RefSeq and is a predicted model, not a curated record. Bases 601 to 1239 code for a protein of 212 amino acids. The transcript is spliced from 13 exons.
ACAUGAUCUUUACUCCUUAGAAUUAUUCUGUGUAAUGAGAGGUGUAAUGUGAUUUAAAGGUAACACUUAUAGUUUGUUUUUGGAGUAUAUGCCAAGGAUGUAUAAAUUGAACUGAAGGGCCGAGGGAGUAGAGGAACUAGAAUAAACACAAAGCACAUGCAAAAAAAAAAAAAAGCCCUUUCUCAAAUACAAGGACAGAGCUGAAGCCAGGCAGAUGAAUGAGCAAGAAACGAAUCAGAGAGAUCCGCUUAGAAACUGGAGGUGGAGGCUACGACGACAUUCAGAACGAGCCUAUGAGGGGAGAGAGAUUGAGUGAGCGAGAGCGGGCACAGUAAAGAUAAAGAAAGAAAAAGUUCAGGGAUGGCCUAUUUCUCUACAGCACUCAUCUAUGACUGAUGUUCUUGCUUUAAUUUGCUAUGAGCCAUUCAGACUGAUGAGAAAAAAGGUGUUGAAUGUCAGACAAGCGUGACAAGAGUCUUAGGUGUAUAUGAAAAGUAGGAGAACCAAAAUGAUAAAACUCCGAGUGUAAACCGGUUGUGAAUUUGGUUUGGCUCAGCAUCCUGACAGGCAGAUCCUAUCACCUUCUGUGCCGGUGUCCAAAUGGAUUCCACAGAACUUUUGACUGUGGUAUGUGUGGCAGUUGUUGUGCUGUUCAUCAUCCUGACUGGUCUUUGCUUGAACUGCAAAGGAAACAGCCAGCCAAUUUAUAUAAGACAACGGCACGAUCCACGCAACAGUUAUGCAUCAAACCAAGGAUUUACAGUUGUCCGCCCCUACGAACCUCCUUCUUUCCCAGUCAUACCAGUUCAGCCUUCUCAGCACCAGCUCAUCACUUCUCCAUCGAUGCCUGAUACAAGACGGAUCUCUGCUUGUCCCUCUUCUGAUGGUGGAAGCCAGAGUGACUACAUCAAUCAAAAUGUGGACAAUGAUGCAGCAAGCUAUGAGCAGCCUCCUGAAAAGACCCAAGAUUAUCCGGAUUAUCUGGAUGUGUUACCCGAUGACCAAAAUUUGUCCCAGCAGAAUCUCGCCUCUUCGUUGAAUUCAGGGCAGAGUUACCAGAACAUUGAAAAUGAUGACAAUGAUGAUGAUUCAGAUAGUCAGCAUUAUAUAAAUGUCAGCGAAGACCGAGAACCUGUUCAUGAAACUCCGAUUGGAUCAUAUGGAAGCUGCAGCAGUGACGGCCAGGGUAGCUCUGAUUAUGUAAAUGCUCCUAAACAAGUUAACUUCCACCUGGGCUGAUUUUAAAACACCAUGACUUGAAUCACUAUCAGGUUAUACACAAGGCUUAUUUUAUACGAGAAAAUCUUGUAUAAGAUUGUGUUAUCACAUUAAAUGACUUUUAAAAAAAACAUGACUUCGUAAGAAAAUUAGAACCGUUUAUAUAUUUUUUUUUU